Messenger RNA from Lathyrus sativus (Indian pea), 816 nucleotides. NCBI's taxonomy places the organism in Eukaryota, Viridiplantae, Streptophyta, Magnoliopsida, Fabales, Fabaceae. The record is from the annotation of a GenBank genome assembly.
AUGUCUACGGUUUCUAAAGAUGAUAACUUGGCUCUUUCUUCUGAGGAUUCUUCUAGCCCGGAUGAGUCUGAGCUUGAAUUGGGCCUUGGCUUGAGUCUUUCUCAUCCUGCUAAGUCACACCAGUAUCAUCAUCAUGGUAACUAUGCUAGGAUUUUCACUGCUAAGGAUUUUUCUUCUUCACCUUCCUCUGCUGGAACUAAGAGACCUGCUGAUUCUCUUGAUGCUACCAACCGUACCAGUCAAGUAGUUGGAUGGCCUCCCCUUCGAACAUAUCGAGUGAAUAGCUUUAACGCCAACGUGAAAUCAACUGAAGCAUUCGACUCUGUUGCUGAGAAGAACAAGAACAAUAAUACUGGGGCAAGGAAGAGUGCUGACAACGGAAAGGAUGAUAAUAACAUUAAUGUCAAAGAUAAAAGAAACCUCAGGAAUUCCCCUUUUGUCAAAGUAAAUAUGGAUGGAGUACCGAUUGGAAGAAAGGUUGAUUUGAGCGCUCACAGUUCCUACGAAACAUUGGCACAGACAUUGGAGGACAUGUUUGACGAAUCAACAACAGGCGUCACUUGCAAAGGAACAAACGCGGAGGAUCACAACAUGACUAUCAGAGGAGAAAAGCUUUCGAUCCUGUUGGAUGGAUCUUCCAAGUUUGUUCUCACUUAUGAAGACAAGGAAGGAGAUUGGAUGCUUGUUGGAGAUGUUCCAUGGGGAAUGUUCCUUAGUUCCGUGAAGAGACUAAGAAUCAUGAGAACAUCCGAGGCUAAUGGACUUGCACCAAGAUCGGAAGAAAAGAGCAGCAGACCGAAAAGCAAGCCGAAAUAG